AUGUCCACCCGAGAAAAAAUGAGUCAGGAACCACCACCCCCCUAUACAAAAUAUGACUGGAAAGAGGCUGAGAAAUACUAUGAAGCAUUUGAAUCGCUGUCUCUGCUGCAGAAGCUUAAAUAUGACUACGAUGUUGUGAAAGCGGCUGUGCACUCGCCCUACGUUCACCAGUCCCCUGAAAUCCUUACGAGACACAAGGAAUUUCUCCAGAGCGCGUCUUCGGGCGUUAAACAAUUUCGCCGGGAUUUAAAGAAGGGAAAAAUUCCUCCCUCUGAGCUGGAGCGGAGAAGACAAUGCGUUUAUACGGCUUAUGCUCAAGCCAUGAAUGAAAUUGAGCGUUGGACAGAAUUUCGUUUUGAUUCUAUUGGUGGGAAGUCUGAGGGUAAUUGGCAGCGAAAGAGAUGA
Penicillium cinerascens is the source of this 405-nucleotide messenger RNA. RefSeq lists its product as uncharacterized. The transcript has 3 exons. Bases 1 to 405 code for a protein of 134 amino acids. The record is from RefSeq and is a predicted model, not a curated record. Lineage: Eukaryota; Fungi; Ascomycota; Eurotiomycetes; Eurotiales; Aspergillaceae.